Molecule: messenger RNA, 3110 nt
Organism: Anopheles darlingi
Lineage: Eukaryota; Metazoa; Arthropoda; Insecta; Diptera; Culicidae
Product: kinesin-like protein KIF2A
Exons: 10
Coding region: 458-2794 (778 amino acids)
Biological process (GO): microtubule-based movement
Molecular function (GO): ATP binding; microtubule motor activity; microtubule binding
Source: RefSeq, a predicted model, not a curated record
AGAAAACGAAGCAAAAGACAAAAACGGAAACAUUUCCCAAAAAAAUUCUACUGAAUUUCCCAGUUUUCUUGAACAAUUUAGAAUAAGAUACGGUCGUUCGAGAUUCAUUGAAUAUUCCUUGUGGCAGUGUUUGGAGUAGGAGGUGAUCGCAAUUUUCCUUCUUCGAAUUUUCUGGAAACCGGUGUGGAAGCGGAGGUGUUUACGUAUCUUCAUCUUUAAUUAUUACCAGGCUGGCCGGAAGAACAGCUUGUCCGUUGAUCGUUGAUCGUUCGAUAUCACCUUUUUUUGUUAUAUUGUUUAGUGUAUUUGUUAAGGUUGUUAAAGGAGUGAUAAGAGGUUAGUCUGUCUCUUAUCACUUCAUCACGGAGACAAUCGACAAUCAAACGAGUAGCAGGAGCUAGUCCAAGGAACUGGAUACUUUGAACGUUGAUCCCACAUCCGUUGGAUUCUUCUCAACAUGGCCCAAAUCGAGCAAGGCACUAUCGUGAACAUCAUGCGCAGUGACGGUCGGAUACAUUCGGCGAUGGUGUCGUGUGUCCACCCGGACUCCCGCUCGGUCACAGUGGAAUGGUAUGAGCGUGGCGAGACGAAGGGCAAGGAGAUGGAUCUGGACAUGUUGCUGGAGCUUAACCGAGAAGCGCUCAUGGCGAAUGAGGAAGCACCGAUUAGAGUGACAAACGUUGACCGAGGACAGACAGAUGAGCGCCCGGUGACCGAAGACAGACCGCAAGGGCUGAGGGAGAGCAGGAUCCCACCGCCGAAGAUGAACCCGGUGAAUCGUCAAUCGAACUCCUUCAAUGAUGAUGGUGAUGAUGAUGAUGACGAUGAUAAGGAUGCGAAACCAGAUGAGCCAAGGAACCCGACGCAAGCGGUGAUCCGGUUCCAAAAUCUGAAGGCCAGUCGCCAAACCGUGGUGGCGGGAGCUGGUGCUCCACCCUCGACUGCAGCAGCUGGGAUCGUUCCUCCACCCUCCACGGCAUCGGCUGCGGUCGCUGCUGCACCCUCAACGGCAGCGGCAGUAAAACGGUCGACACAAGCCGCAGAUACGCAACGACGACAGGCGCCGACAAAUGGUAAUCGAGCAUCGACCAUUGGCACUCAACAGUCGCAAUCCAAUGCUGGUGGUUCCGGCGUACCGGCAGUGAGCGGUUCCGUUCCACGCCGCUCAUCGUGCGUGGUCUCGGUGGGCCAGAUGGAGGAAAAUCGGGCGCGGCAGCGGGACAAGUUUAAGGUGAUGCGUGAAAAGAAAAACGCUCUCAUGAACCAGGACGGUGGCAAUCCGAACUGGGAAUUCGCCAACAUGAUUCGCGAGUUCCAGAGCACCAUCGAAUUUCGGCCGCUCGCGGACGACCAGCAGGUCCCCUGUCUGCCGAUUACGGUUUGCGUGCGAAAACGGCCACUGAGCAAAAAAGAGAAGACACGCAAGGACAUCGACGUGAUCUGCGUACCAAACUCAGAAACGCUGCUUGUGCACGAACCAAAAACAAAGGUUGAUCUGACAAAGUAUCUGGAAAAUCAAAAGUAUCGCUUCGAUUACGUUUUCGACGAAACGUGCUCGAACGAAACAGUAUACAACUACUCGGCCAAGCCGCUAGUGCAGUCGGUGGUCGAUGGCGGAAUGGCGACCUGCUUUGCCUAUGGCCAGACCGCUUCCGGCAAGACCCACACUAUGGCGGGCACUUUCACUGGCAGACCGGGCCAGCAGAACUGCCAGAACGGCAUCUACGCGCUCGCGGCAAAUGACAUGUUCGAUCUUCUGCAGAGUCCGCAGUACGCUGAUUAUAAUUUUAUUGUGACGGCCAGUUUUUAUGAAAUCUACAGUGGAAAGGUGUUUGAUCUGAUGGCAGAUAAACGGAAGCUCCGGGUUCUCGAGGACGGCAAAAAACAGGUGCAGCUUGUCGGACUAAAGGAGAUGGAGGUCUCUUCGGUGGAAGAGGUACUCGCUGUCAUCAGUGCUGGUAACAGCGUUCGUACAUCUGGCCAGACUACCGCCAAUGCCAAUUCGUCGCGCUCGCACGCUAUUUUUUCGCUUACUUUGCGGGUCGCAAACUCGCCACCGUCCGACAUCUGGGGUAAAUUUUCGUUCAUUGAUCUGGCCGGUAGCGAGCGGGGAGCGGAUACGUCUGCCUUGGACCAACGCACUCGCUCGGAGAGUUCGGAUAUCAACAAGUCGCUGUUGGCGCUGAAGGAGUGUAUUCGUGCGCUCCAUGUACCGGCCCGUGGCCGUAAGACUCGUCUCCCUUUCCGGGGCAGCACGCUAACGAUGGUACUACGUGACUCCUUCAUCGGAGAAAAAAGUCGAACUUGUAUGAUAGCGAUGAUUGCACCGGGCAUGUCGUCCUGCGAGCACACGCUCAAUACACUUCGUUACGCGAACCGUGUCAAGGAGCUGGUUGUGAUGGAUGCAUCCGCCACCCCUGGUGGGCCGACCGCGAACGGUGAGGAUGAGCUGGAAGAUGAUUCGGCGCUCCUGCAAGCGUUAAACGACAAUGAAAUGUCAAUGGAAGCAUUCAACCAUCACGCAGCCAUAACAGAGCUGCAACAAAAGGAAGAGGAAGUUGUUGAUAACCAUCAGCGGGUGCACGAGUUUAUGGAAAAGUCCAUCCAAGAAUCUCGGAAGUUAUUAAAUCUUGCCAACACAGUAUACUGCGACCAGCUCGCGUAUGCUAAGGCCUGUAAGAGCCUAUUCAGCACUCUAGCAGAAAAUGCAUCCAUGAUGAGCGGUUUAUUGACGGAGUUCGAGACAAUGCUGCUCCAGGAGGAGAUGGCAUCCCAGGCGGCUCACCAGUACUAAAACUAUUUUUUCUCUAAUCCGUUUCUUCUUAAUUUUGGGGAUACAGAAACUAAGGACAUGCCGCAGUUCAGAUCAUUGCCAUCUUUACAUAAAAUAAUGAUAAUUUUUGCAUCUUUCCCAUUCUUGUUUUCUGAUUCCGCGCGUUUAUGCGCCGAUGGUAAUGAUCCUUAUUGUGACACUAGUUGCUUUAUCCGCUAAAAUUAACGAAGAAUGUAUGUAGCGGAGAAUAAUAUGUUGUGAAUUGUUAAUGCGAGAAGAGUGUUAUAUCUUGUGGCUAUCUAUUUUUUUAAAAUAAUAUUGUAUUGAAUGGCUGGAA